Molecule: messenger RNA, 309 nt
Organism: Propithecus coquereli (Coquerel's sifaka)
Lineage: Eukaryota; Metazoa; Chordata; Mammalia; Primates; Indriidae
Gene: CCL17
Product: chemokine (C-C motif) ligand 17
Exons: 3
Coding region: 1-309 (102 amino acids)
Biological process (GO): neutrophil chemotaxis; chemokine-mediated signaling pathway; immune response
Cellular component (GO): extracellular region
Molecular function (GO): chemokine activity; CCR chemokine receptor binding
Source: RefSeq, a predicted model, not a curated record
AUGGCUCUCCUGAAGACGCUGCUCCUGGCCGCCCUCCUCCUGGGGGCUUCCCUGCGGCACAGCCGCGCAGCCCGAGCGACCAACGUGGGCCGGGAAUGCUGCCUGGAGUACUUCAAGGGAGCUAUCCCUGUCAGGAAGCUGGCGGAUUGGUACAGGACCUCAGUGGAGUGUCCCAGGGAGGCCAUCGUGCUGGUGACCGUCCAGGGCAGGUCCAUCUGUUCUGACCCCGGCGACGCGAGGGUGAGGAAGGCAGUUAGACACCUGCAAAAGCUCAUGAAGUCACACAGCUCCAUCCUCCAGGAGUCCUGA